Molecule: messenger RNA, 722 nt
Organism: Durio zibethinus
Lineage: Eukaryota; Viridiplantae; Streptophyta; Magnoliopsida; Malvales; Malvaceae
Product: dirigent protein-like
Source: RefSeq, a predicted model, not a curated record
AUGGCUGCUACAAGACUCAUUGCAACUCUUGUGCUUUCUUUCCUCCUCCUCUCUAGCUCCGAUGCCACUCAUAGGAAGAAAAUCCGAUCGCGUCGGCCUUGUAAACAGAUGGUGUUUUACUUCCAUGACAUUCUUUACAAUGGCAAGAAUGGCAAGAAUGCAACUUCAGCCAUAGUGGGUGCACCUGCUGGGGCCAACAGAACAACCUUGGCAGGACAAAACCAUUUUGGUAACUUGGUUGUGUUUGAUGACCCCAUUACAUUAGAUAACAAUCUACAUUCAAUCCCAGUUGGACGUGCUCAAGGCUUUUAUCUCUAUGACAGGAAAGAUUUUUUCACAGCUUGGCUAGGAUUUUCCUUUGUAUUCAAUUCUACUCGGCACAAAGGAAGUAUAACCUUUGCGGGGCCUGAUCCUCUGAACAAAACUAGGGAUAUCUCGGUGAUUGGUGGAACCGGAGAUUUCUUUAUGGCUCGAGGGAUAGCCACUUUGAUGACUAAUGCAGUUGAAGGGGAGGCUUAUUUCAGGCUCCAAGUUGAUAUUAAGUUACUUGAAUGUUGGUAACCACUAACGAGUGUUCUUGUCACUUGUGGUCGGUUUCUAUAUGUUGUUUGUUUGCUGCAAUUUUUUUUUUUUUCAUUUGGUGUUUCAAUUUUCAUCUUAUCCAUUUUAUUCAAGUUUAACAAUUUGGUUUGUUUGUAACUUGUAAUUUUCUGUAUGUUUGG